This is a messenger RNA of Brassica napus (rape), 2403 nucleotides long. RefSeq lists its product as uncharacterized. Gene Ontology annotation, molecular function: deSUMOylase activity. The record is from RefSeq and is a predicted model, not a curated record. The transcript has 6 exons. Gene Ontology annotation, cellular component: nucleus. NCBI's taxonomy places the organism in Eukaryota, Viridiplantae, Streptophyta, Magnoliopsida, Brassicales, Brassicaceae. The coding region runs from base 1 to 2403 and encodes 800 amino acids. Gene Ontology annotation, biological process: protein desumoylation.
AUGCAGGGUUCAGAACCUCGGGUUAAGAAGAUCAACAACAGUUGCCGCAUGGAACUUAUCAGAGAUCUUAAGAAAGCUAUGUGUGCAGAGUACGAUGAUGUCAAGAGAGAUCCUGUUGUCACACAUAUCAUGGCUAUUGCCGAAAAUGAUCUCAAGUUCUCUGGGAAACUAGUGGAUAGCUUCAUAUGUAGGCAGCUGAUUACCUCAAAGCUGCAUGAGAAGUGGUUUGUUUUUGCGAGGAUGCCUCUCCGGUUUUCGCUUCAGGAGUACCAUGCUGUGACAGGCCUCAAGAUUACACGGGAAACUAACAGUGACGUAGUGAAAUGGAAAAAUGACGGGGGUUUUUGGAGUAACCUACUGCACACAGGUGGUAAGAUCACCUUGCAGUCGAUCAGAAAGGUUCAUCUACAAGAAGUUCACACUUGGACGCGGCUUGAUAGGAUGAGGUUGAUCUACUUGUGUGUAAUAGUGGGUGUGGUGAUGGGGAGAGAUGAGAAGGUGUCCAUCCCUCAUAUGUACAUCAAGUUGGUGAUGGAUUUUGACAAGGUUCGGAAGUUCCAUUGGGGUCUUCACUCGUAUGAUUUCCUGCUGAGUUCGAUUGAGAAGGCUGGGAAGAAGUUGGGUAAGAAGGAGAGCUACAUUUUCGAGGGUUUCUCCUAUGCUCUCCAGAUUUGGAUUAUGGAGGCAAUUCCUGAUUUUGGAGAAAUAUUAGGCAGAAGAGUCUCAGACAGCUUCAAAGUGACUGGUAAUGGUGAUGUGUUUCUAGAUGUUGACUAUAUAAGGAAGGGUGAGAUGGAAGAUGAACGAGUGGACCUUCUUUUGGAGAGGAUCAGGAACAAGUAUGAUUGGAGCAGCACAGACUGGCCAGUUUUAGACCCUGAAGAAACUAAAAUGGAGGAACCCGACUGCCAUGAUAGAGGGUCAGAAGCUGAUAAGAGCGUGGAUCAUACGGAUGUUGUACCAGACGAGGAGACCUCUUCGGUUAAGGUUGCAGGAAAAGGCAAGAGAAAGUUUCUUGAUGAAGGAGCAGAGACAAGAAAGAAGAAGGUGCUGUGUAAGCGAUCAGCAGAAAAGUAUCUGACUUUUGGUCCUGAAACUAAGAGUUUCAUUGCGGGUCUUAUCCGCACAUCUGUCACUUCAUUGGGAAAUGUGCUCAGUAUGCAAAUGGCGAAUAUGGAGAGGGUGUUUACAGAGAGGAUGGGGAAGAUGGAGAUUGAUGUUUCACAGCUCAGGGACGCAAUCAGUUUGACUGGUGAAGGAAACUAUCCUAGCAAGAAAGAAGCUGAAGAAGCUCCACUAAACAGCAAAGCCAAGCAAGCUCCACCUAAGAGCAAAGGCGCUCAAGCUCCACCUAAGAGCAAAGGCGCUCAAGCUCCACCUAAGCGCAAUGGCGAUCAACCUACUCCAACAAAAAAGGAUGGAAAAAAUAUUGCUACAGAAACUAAUGAUUUUGAUUUCGGAUUGAGUACACAAGACUUGCGGGACCUGUCCCAAGCUACAUUUGCUGAGGAUGGCUCCACUGCAGUGGAUGAUGAGCAAAUAGAUCGAACCAAAGAAGACUCGCCAGAUGCCGCGUUGGUGUUUUUCCGUGAAGAGGAUUGGGAAAAAUUUAGAACUUGGUCAACUUCCUCCACACGUCUACGGAUUGGACCUGCCACUUUAGAUUUUGAGAUUGCUAAUCGUCUUAUGGAUAAAUCUGAGUGGGUUGAUAGCUUGGAGAUUGACGCCGCAAUGUACGUAUUCCGGGAGAGAACAUCUUUGAAACGAUGGAGACCUCAUCGUGUCGCCUUCAUGACUGUCGUCUUCAGCAAUAUGAUUAAAAAAGAGUAUGGUCAUUUAGAAGCUCAGGGUAGAAAGAGCUACAUGCUUCAUAAUUUUCUACUGCAGUACGGUAAAGGGGUCCUUCCACCACAUGGCAGGACACAUGAGAUAUGGAAUAUAGAUGUGGAUCGGCUGUAUGUCCCUGUUCAUGUCAGUGGGAAUCAUUGGAUCGCCUUGUGCAUCAGUUUCGUGACGAGGAGCAUUGAUGUGUUCGACUGCUCGGGUAGGAAAAGGUACAAGGAGGUGGAUGGGUUCGCAAACCUUAUUCCGCGUAUUAUCAAGGCAGUUCAGCCUAUGAGACACCAGAAGGAUUUCGCAGUCGGUGCAUAUACUGUUUCCUAUGUCCCCGUUGGGAAUCUGAUUAAAAGUGCAUGUGACUGUGGCGUCUAUGCAGUGAAGUUCAUUGAGUGCCAUGCGCUUGGAUUGGAGUUGUCGUUGUUGCAUGAUGGUAACAUUAUCGAAGCUCGCCAUAGGAUUUUAUGGGAUCUUUGGGAAGCAGCUAAUGAUCCGGAAUUGAUUGACAGGAUGUCAAAGUAUCAAUCCCCAGAGUUUCUCUCUUCGACUGUAGAGGAGAUUCUGUGA